CUUGCAGUUCUCCAAUCGAAGCGCAAACCUCCCAAACCCUCCCUCCCGUCAUGCGAAUAAGCACACUGUCGGCGGUCGCUCAGCACGGAAAUACACAUAAAAAGUCUCUCUAUUGGCCAGAAGAGACACUAGAGAGAGCCUCAGAUCCUCGAUGAAGUCUACAAGAUUGCAGAAAAAAAGGUCAAUUAGAGGUGCUGGGUCACUGGCAUGCUGAUCCGGAGAUGAUCUGGUUCGACCGGCAAAAAUCAGGCGCACACUAGGACUCAAGGACGCUGAACGGAGCAGCCGCGCCCUGUGCAUCACGAUGUUCAAAAAGUAUCUCCCUGUGAUGAUGCUCACCGAGAGGGAGUUCCUCGCCGCGUGGUGGCAAAUGGUAAAGUGCCGUCGCGCCCUCUGGGAAAGGGGUGUACAUCACUGCAACGUCAGUCUCAGCAAUAUCAUGGGAUACCACUCACAUGGUCAAUUCAUAGGCGUUCUCAAUGACUACGACCUUAUCGUCGUUUUACCUUCCUCCUACAUACCACCUACUAUGAAUUGCAUUUAUGCCAUAUUGUAAUCCUUUCGUUCGACAUGUAGUACUCUUCUUCCAUUUCUUCGCGGUAAGAUUGGGC
This is a messenger RNA of Suillus fuscotomentosus, 611 nucleotides long. RefSeq lists its product as uncharacterized. The coding region runs from base 305 to 556 and encodes 83 amino acids. The record is from RefSeq and is a predicted model, not a curated record. The transcript is spliced from 2 exons. NCBI's taxonomy places the organism in Eukaryota, Fungi, Basidiomycota, Agaricomycetes, Boletales, Suillaceae.